AAAUAAUGCAACCAUUUCAAUUGGUGCGCCCAUAAUAUGAUCAUCAAUAAUGAUUCCAAUUUCUGAAAACAUUAUUCUCUUGACCUGCAUCAUCAGCUUGAUUCUUGAGGUGUGGACUGCAAGUUCAGUUGGAGGGUAUUGUGCUUCUCAAAGUGUUUUGAAGCAUAAAUAUUCACAAUUAGAAUGUGAUUUUGCAAAAGACACACAUUAUGAUCAAGAUCAUUUAGCAAAAUGCAAAUGUAAAGGAAGUGAGUGCUAUACGACGUUGCCACAUGCAAAUUUAAUAUGUGGCUCAGAUUCAAACUGGUAUUUGGCAAAUGACAAUGAAACUUCAGAUUUUUGGGGAGUUGAAUGCGGGAAUGAGAAUGGCUGCCCGCGGUGUCUGAUCCCUAAAGCUGAUUUUUCCAAAUGUUACAAGAGAAACGAUUAUGCGAGAGAAUAUGUUUGUGUUUGCAACCACAACCAAAUAAAAUACAACUUGCACUGCCAAAACAAUGGUAAACUUUAUGGAUGGAAUAAUGAAGGACACAAAAAAUGCGAAAAAUCGCCGAAUAAUAAUAUUUACACGAAUGAGACAACAAAUGCAGCCAUUAUUUCAACCUCAAGCACAACUCUCCAAUCUCAAAUGGUCCAAAAAAAUGUGAUCGAACCCAAUCAAAAGAUUUCUACAGCACAUCCGGCAGAAAACAAAACGUAUAAUUAUAUUUUCACGAACGUGACGUCAACAGCACCUUCAACGUUAAGCACAACUCAAUACCCUGCAACGACCAAAGGAAGAAAGAAUGAACCAGAUCAAACGACUUCAACACCACCACCAAACGAAAAGAAAGAAUGGUUCGAGGAGACAAUUACCUACAUCAUACUUGGUUCAAUUGUGGCGUUGAUUGCAUUUGGUGUUAUUGCCUUUGCUAUUUUUGUGAUGGUCAAAUGAAGAAGGCCUGCUCGACCUAUUAUAUUGUAAAUUACUCAAGAAUAGCAAUAUUUUAAUUAACGCCCAAUUAGGGAAAAUGUGAGCAAAUUUUCCUUUGAUAUGUCAAAUUAAUAAUAUAGUUCAAAAUAUAUUAUAAAAAUAUAACUUAUGACUUUAUUAAUUAAUUAUUUUAAUUUCAAUCUAUAAAAUUAGAAUCUAAUUUUAAUUAAUUAAUUGCUUUUGAUGAUACAAAUUUUGCUAUAUCAUGUCUCAGUAAAUCCCAAAUCUACAAAUCGUCAAUUUUUUCUUGUACAAU
Messenger RNA from Neocloeon triangulifer, 1226 nucleotides. RefSeq lists its product as uncharacterized. The transcript has 4 exons. The record is from RefSeq and is a predicted model, not a curated record. The coding region runs from base 50 to 931 and encodes 293 amino acids. Lineage: Eukaryota; Metazoa; Arthropoda; Insecta; Ephemeroptera; Baetidae.